Quercus robur (English oak) is the source of this 1011-nucleotide messenger RNA. Its product is annotated as monothiol glutaredoxin-S15, mitochondrial. NCBI's taxonomy places the organism in Eukaryota, Viridiplantae, Streptophyta, Magnoliopsida, Fagales, Fagaceae. The record is from RefSeq and is a predicted model, not a curated record. Bases 217 to 729 code for a protein of 170 amino acids. The transcript has 7 exons.
UCUCUCUCUUUCUCGCUCUCUCUCUUUUCUCAUCUCUUCCUCUCUCUCCCCACUCAGUUUUUUUUCUCUGUCUCGGUCCAUCUCACUCAGAUCGGCUUGGAGGGAGUGGGGUUUGUGGGGGUCGGCGCGUGGGGUCGGAGGCCGUGGGUUUGAGAUUUGAGAAUAUUUUCCGGUAUAGAUUGAUUAAAAUAUAUACACGACUCUGAAUCAAAAAUAAUGGCAAGGUCAUUAUCAAGCAUGCUGCUGAAGGGCAUUGCGGGUCUCCCUGCCACCCGUCCUAGUAGAAUUGUAUUUGGAUCCUUUUCCCAUAAUGGGAUGAGAUUUUCAACUACUGCGCCCAAUGAUCCUGACACGCAUGAAGAUUUUAAACCCACUAACAAGCUUGAGAGUUCUGACCUUUCCUUGAAUGAUGUUGUUGAGCAGGAUGUCAAGGAAAAUCCCGUUAUGAUUUACAUGAAAGGCGUGCCUGAGUUUCCUCAGUGUGGAUUCAGCUCACUUGCAGUUAGAGUGUUAAAACAAUAUAAUGUUCCUUUGGCGUCUAGAAAUAUUUUGGAGGAUCCUGAGCUUAAAGGUGCUGUAAAAACCUUCAGCCACUGGCCCACAUUUCCACAGAUAUUCAUCAAGGGAGAGUUCAUUGGAGGGUCGGAUAUUAUUCUCAACUUACACCAGUCUGGUGAACUGAAGGAAAAGCUGAAAGACGUUACUGCUAGUCAGGAGAAGUCUGAAUAACAACUCAAUGAAUCUAGAGAGAGUUAAAAGGGUUACUGGGACUUCUUUGACAAUAGUGUGUUAUUGCUAUGAGGUGACAAGAUGAGGUUCUAUGUGGUUUUCUGCGGGAUUACAUGAUAAGCCAUGAUUGCUUGUUAUUAUUUAUAAAACAAUAAAUGUAGCGUUUUGCUGUGCUUUCAUCUGCUACUGCUAUAUAUCCUUGCAAUUGUUGUAUAGUAACCUUAUUUCUUUAGCUCGGAUAAUUUUGGUUCGCAAAUCAUAAGCAGAAGAUUGAGUUUGAAA